This is a messenger RNA of Saprolegnia diclina VS20, 1429 nucleotides long. RefSeq lists its product as hypothetical. NCBI's taxonomy places the organism in Eukaryota, Oomycota, Saprolegniomycetes, Saprolegniales, Saprolegniaceae. Gene Ontology annotation, molecular function: protein binding. The record is from RefSeq and is a predicted model, not a curated record. The coding region runs from base 1 to 1398 and encodes 465 amino acids. The transcript is spliced from 8 exons.
AUGGCCGACUACUACGACGCGCUGCGGGACGCCGUCUGGAACGACGACCUCGAAGCGCUCCAGAUGUGCAUGCACGCGGGUCGCAUCGACGUCAACCACACCGACUCGGCGGGACAAACGCUGCUGCACCUGGCGUCGUUCUGGGGCCGGACCGAGAUUGUGCGACUGCUCGUGUCCCUCGGCGCAAGCAUGAAGGCCAAGAACGCGGCGGGCUGCACUGCGCUCGACUUGGCGAUUCACUGGGGCCACUCGGCCACCGCCGAGAUGAUUCGUUUGCGUGGCGGCCUCAGCGUGUGGGAGGAGAAGAUGGGGCUGCUCCAAAUGCAAGUGGAGGACCUCUCGACCGCGCUGGCCGACUGCGAAGCCGAGAAUCGACUGAAAGACAGUCAGCUGAGUGCGCAUCGCGCCGAGAUUCUGGAGCUGCACACCAAGUGGCGCGCGACGCUCGAUCUGCUCGACGCGGAAACCAAAAAGGGCGUGGCCAUGCAGGCACGUCACGACGACCUCGCACGCGUCACGGACAAGCUGCGCGCGGACGUAUCGGACCUCAAGCAGGACUUGCACGAGGCGCAGCUCGAGGCCAUUCGAAUCGAUAUGGAACGCGUGGCGGCCGAGACGGCGCGCGACGCCAGUCUCCAGCAGCGCGAGGUUGCGGUGCGCGCCGCCGCCGACGCAUGCGCCGUUCAGGUCGAGCGCCUUCGCAACUGGCAGGCCGCCGAAGCCGCGGCAGUCAUCAUGGAGACGCAGCGCAACGCCGCGUGCACCGAGCGUGACGCGAUCAAACUGCGGGCGAGUGCGAUGGCGAUCGAGCUGCGGCUCGUGACGGAGCGACUCGAGUUCACUCAAAGCGAACUCGCAACGCUGCGCGAAGAGACGCUCGAGUUUAUGGAGGCGAAGCGCAAGGAAGAAAUUCGCCAGCGCCGGGCGGUGCGAGCGUUGGAAGUGAUUUCGGCCGACGACCGCCUCGAAAAGCUUCAAAAGGCGAAAGAGUAUGGCAACCAGUUGAAGAACCAGCCUUCGGUGCAGAUGGCCUUUGCCCGAGAGAGCAGCCGCAGCCCCACAGCGAUGCGUGUGCAAACAGCGGCGGCUCUCGUGUCGCAGGAGCUGCACCCGGACUUGGCGGUCUUCGAGGAGGCGUUUGUGCACACAGUCAAGUCGUUUACUGAGGCGCGGCGAGACAAGUGGGCGGCGCUGGCGACCCAGACGAACGAAAGCCAGAGCCAAGCGCGCUUUGCGGUCGCGCGGCCGCUCUUCACACCGGCGUCGUCCAGCCCCGCGGGCGCCAAAGUCAACUGUGCCGUGUACGGCAAGUAUGCCAAGACCCAGAGACGGCCCGGAACGGACCACCGGUCCCAAGCACAGCGGCACGCGCAGCUGCCUCCGAUGCUCACGAAAUAGAGAGCGUCUUCGGAGAGUAAUUUAACUCGAG